Messenger RNA from Drosophila simulans, 3293 nucleotides. It is a transcript of the gene mirr, whose product is annotated as homeobox protein caupolican. The coding region runs from base 98 to 2023 and encodes 641 amino acids. Gene Ontology annotation, molecular function: RNA polymerase II cis-regulatory region sequence-specific DNA binding; DNA-binding transcription factor activity, RNA polymerase II-specific. The record is from RefSeq and is a predicted model, not a curated record. Gene Ontology annotation, biological process: regulation of transcription by RNA polymerase II; neuron differentiation; cell development. Gene Ontology annotation, cellular component: nucleus. NCBI's taxonomy places the organism in Eukaryota, Metazoa, Arthropoda, Insecta, Diptera, Drosophilidae. The transcript is spliced from 5 exons.
AGAUACACAUACGUCGGUUCAGUGCGCGAGUCCAUCGGUGCAUCGUAACUCUAAGAUUUGCUUUAUAGUUUUAGUUAAAAGCAAAAAUUAAUAUUAAAUGACAGUGCACAGUAAUGAAACCGGUAUCUGUUUAGUAAUGAAUGCCGUUUCAACUCACCUUGCCACCUCGUCGCCCAACACGCCUCCAACCAACGCUCCGCAGAGUCCGCCCUCGACGCUGCCCACGCUCGCCUGUCCCGCCGCCCAGCCGCUGAGUGCACCGGGAAUCGCCGGGCCAGGACACAGUGGCAUGGUGACCUCGACGGUGCCGCCGGGCGCACGCUCCACCUCGCCGUGCGGUCCGUCCGCCGGCCUGCCCGCCCUCUCGCUGGUGGGCGCCCCACCACCGGGACCACACUCCUCCGGCCCCGGUGGAGCACCGGCGCCCGGAGCGGGCAACCCGCCCAACCGCUGCUGUGAUACGGGUCGCACCAUCUACACGGAUCCGGUCAGCGGCCAGACGAUCUGCUCCUGCCAGUACGACAUGCUCAACUACCAGCGACUAGCCGCCGCCGGCGGAGUUCCGCUCGGCGUCUAUCCGGAGGGCAUGUCCGCCUACCUCUCCGGGAUUGCGGCGGAUCAGCCGCCGUUCUACGCCAAUCCGGCUGGCAUCGAUCUGAAGGAGAACCUGGUGGCCGGAGCAUCGCCCUGGCCAUAUCCAUCCAUGUAUCAUCCAUAUGACGCGGCCUUCGCCGGCUAUCCGUUCAACAGCUAUGGCAUGGAUUUGAAUGGGGCCAGAAGGAAGAACGCCACCCGCGAGACCACCUCCACGUUGAAGGCCUGGUUGAAUGAGCACAAGAAGAACCCGUAUCCCACCAAGGGCGAGAAAAUAAUGCUGGCCAUUAUCACCAAGAUGACGCUGACGCAGGUGUCCACGUGGUUCGCCAACGCGAGAAGAAGACUGAAAAAGGAGAACAAGAUGACCUGGGAGCCCAGGAAUCGCGUCGACGACGAUGACGCCAAUAUCGACGAUGACGAUGAUAAGAACACCGAGGAUAACGAUCUGCUAGACGCCAAGGACUCCGGGGUUGGUUCCACGGACGACAAAGACCGUUCCGGUCGCCUUGGCGACAUGAUGACCGACCGUCCCGGCGAGAGCAACAACAGCGAGUGGUCCGAGUCCCGGCCAGGAUCGCCCAAUGGAUCACCGGACCUGUACGACCGCCCCGGCAGCAUGCCGCCGGGCGCCCACCCACUCUUCCAUCCCGCCGCCCUGCACCACCACUUCCGGCCACCGGCGGGAUCCCCGCCAGACAUCGCCGCCUACCAUCACCACCAGCAGCAGCUGCUGCAGCAGCACCAGCAGGCGCAGCAGAACUCGCUGCAGACCGCAGUGGGGGGCACCGCGAAGCCAAGGAUCUGGUCGCUGGCCGACAUGGCCUCCAAGGACAGCAAGGAUUCGAGCUCCGGCGCCAAGGAUAACCACCCAGAGCUACCGCCUGCGCAUCCCGGCUUCUAUGGACACCCCGGCCAGCAGCCCUCGCCCGGCAAGAUUCUAUCGCCCCUCGCAGCAAGGAUUCCCAACUAUUCACCCUAUGUCCGCCCGGACUUGUAUCGUGGCUUCUACGGACCAGCUGCAGCGCAUCUGAGUGCUCCCACGCAGGAAUUCCUCGAGCAUCAGCGCACAUUCGGUGCCAGCUUGGCGGCCCACAAUGGACCGCUGGGCAUGAAUCCGUUGCUGUGGAAGGCGGCCGUAUCCGGAGCCGCCAAUGGACCCCACUUUGCGCCGCUCAGUCUGACCACCUCGGGUGGAUCGAGUGGAGGACAGCAGGUGGCACCGCCGCCAGUCGCCUCGCCCUCCGCCUCCAGUUCGUCCUCGUCGAUGGGCUGCGAUGUGGUGCACAUACCCACGAGCAGCGGACAAUCGGCUGCGCAGCACAUGAUGGGACCAAUAUCCAGCAACUCCACCGCCUCGUCAUCCAGUUCGCACUCCGGCAAGAUAUCGCCCGGCGUGAAUGUGACCUCGCUGAGUGCAAAGCCAUGACAUCCAUCGGCGGCAUCUCCGGAUCCGGAACUGGGUGCGGCCCCCAUCGCCUCGCCCAUCUCCGCCUUCCGCUCGCUGAUCGCCUUCCGGGAGCAGCAGAAGCUAACGCUCCUGCGGCCGUAGUCACUCCCAGUUUCGAAACCCAUUUCGCUUUCGAUUUCGAUUCCGAUUCAGAUACAGAUUUCGAGGCCCGGGCUUGAAAGGUAUAAUUACACUUUCGGACAAUAAUUUACAAUGUGAUUAUUCGGUAUUUUGAUUAACGCCGCUUAUACCAAAUAGCAAGCAAACGACAAACAAAUAUAACCAGCUGAAACGCAGCGGUUACCCUUUGGCAUGGGCCCCCAAAACAAAAAUUUGAUUGAAAACACUGCAAAAAAAAAAGAUGAAAGAUGCAAACAAUUCGAUAAGAACAAAAAAAAGUGAAACACACCCAACCCGCUGCCCCAGACGUUGUGCAAUUUUGUGGAGAAGAUAAUCCAAAAACCAUUCGAAGAUACGUUAAUUUAAUUACAUACAACUUAUGCAAUCAGAGCUUAUAGGAUGUAAAUUGGAAGAUAUAUAGCAGGGCGACAUCAAUGGAUACAAUGAAUACAUACAUACAUACAUACCCGACCACUAACAUAUAACCGAGAGAUGGCAGAUGGCAGGUGGCAGAUAGCAGAUAGCAGGUGGCACGUGGCAACUGGCAGAUCCGAAACUCCCACUAAAUUAUAGAAGCACACAUCCUGGCAGCUAGGUCCACUUCUAUCCGGUAGAUUACGAUUAUAUCAUUGCUUUUUUGAUCGAUUUGAGUUCGAAAAAACUAGCGGUACCCCUUCAAGGCCCUGUGGCAGGAGCCCCAAAAACAUAUCAACCCAAAUCUGCUGAUGACCCCACCCAAUCCAAUCCAAUCCAAUCCGAUCCUUAACCAUCCCAAUCCUCUCAUUUCCCAAUCGAGCGAGCCCAAACACCCAAGCCAAAUGUACACGAGCAAUCAUUGAUUUAGCUGUUAUUGUUUUUAUCGUCUUAAGUUACCAAUUUGUUCCUGUCGUUUAUAAAUUUAAUUUAUUUUACUUCGUAUGUACCAUAAUUUUCUACGUGUGUAAUUAUUUCCUAAACUAGAGAUCCAUGUAUUGCUGUACUUUAUGCACAAGUUGUAAGUAUGUAAGCUCGCGUAAUUGUAGCGCCCUAAGCGUAGUGUAAAUUAGUAAAACUGUAUAUACUUAUAAUAAAAGAACGAUACUGAGACACAUUAAACAAAAGCCACAAUUAUUGGUAUAAAUAAAACAAA